Molecule: messenger RNA, 2178 nt
Organism: Pollicipes pollicipes
Lineage: Eukaryota; Metazoa; Arthropoda; Thecostraca; Pollicipedomorpha; Pollicipedidae
Product: activin receptor type-2B
Exons: 9
Coding region: 391-2055 (554 amino acids)
Biological process (GO): cellular response to growth factor stimulus; activin receptor signaling pathway; protein phosphorylation
Cellular component (GO): plasma membrane; activin receptor complex
Molecular function (GO): activin receptor activity; activin binding; ATP binding
Source: RefSeq, a predicted model, not a curated record
UGUCCGCCAUGUUGCACUUUUUGUGGGUGGCGCGGUUGCAUGGUGCUGUUUUUUUGUAGCGGAUAAAAACUGUGUCACACUUUGUGUGGACCGCCUAGAAGUGGCUAGCACGCGCCGAGAAGAAUGCUGUGCCCAUGUGCGGGGAUUGGUGCUAUUUGCUGUCGUUUUGUACUGUAGGACGAUCAUGUGCUCCUUCUGGUAGGGUUUUGUGAUUCCAUGAGAUAGCCAUUUAAAUGGCCUGGACAUGAAGCCUCAAGUCGUUGUGCAAGUGUGUGAACUUUUGAAUGAUUAUGUUCAAAGUAGCAGCCACUUUUUUAGUGAAGAUAGCUAAGGAAUCAAGGUUUUACAAUCUCUUUGAAGUGGUUUUUAUGUACAACCCAUGAUCAUAGAAUGAAAUUUCCAUGGAACAACAUGAAUAUUCUGCACCAGCAUUACUCUUUGGUAAUGCUGCUAAUGUAUCUCAACCUUGCCCUGGGACACGGGCAGGACAUGGUGACGUCGGCGACACGCUGGUGCCACUUCUACAACGAGUCUGUGUGCCCGUACGGCGCCGACGACUGCCACCUGCGCAAGGCGUGUCUGGAGGACGCGCCGCCGGACCUGGGCGACCAGAGCUCGCGCCGCCACAUGUGCUUUGUUGCGUGGACAAACUCCACCACAGAGCCCAUCAGGGUCCUGCUGAAGGGCUGCAUGUUGGACGUGGAGCAGUGCCACAACCAGACCGAGUGCGUGGCCACACAGCAGCCCAACAGAGGCGCAUACUUCUGCUGCUGUGAAGCCGACUAUUGCAACAAGGACUUUCGGUGGAAUGGCCAACUUGCCAAGGCCACCACCCCAACUCCAUACACCAAACCCACGGUGGACCAGAGCUCGGAGACGGCACUCAUCACGGUGGUGACGCUGGCGCCGAUCGUGUUCGUCACCGUGUGCGUCCUCGUCGGCUUCUUCGUGUACCGCCGGCGCAAGCCCAGCUCCUUCAACGAAAUUCCGUCGCUGGACUCCGGCCUGGCGUGUCCGCCGUCGCCGCCGCCGCUGAGCCGGCCGGUGCAGCUGCUGGAGAUCGUGGCGCGCGGCCGCUUCAUGGCCAUCUGGCGCGGCCAGAUGGGCUCCGAGCCCUUCGCCGUCAAGAUCUUCCCCGGCCACGAGCGGCGCAGCUGGCAGGUGGAGCGCGAGGUGCUCGAGCUGCCGCAGAUGAAUCACGACAACCUGAUCAGAUUCAUCGGAGUGGAGAAGCACACGGACUUGGCCCAGGUGGAGUACUGGAUCCUGUCCGAGUACUGCGACAACGGCUCGCUCUGCGACUACCUCAAGGGCCACUUGGUCAGCUGGCCGGAGGCACUGCGCGUGGCCGAGGGGGUGGCGCGCGGCCUGGCGCACCUGCACGAGGAGCUGCCGGCAGGCCGCGCCGGCGCCGCCAAGCCGGCCGUGGCGCACCGCGACUUCAAGUCGAAGAACGUGCUGCUGCGCCGCGACCUGACGCCGUGCGUGGCCGACUUCGGACUGGCGCUGAUCUUCUAUCCGCAGCGACCCAUCGGUGACGUACACCCGCAGGUGGGCACGCGCCGCUACAUGGCGCCGGAGGUGCUCGAGGGCUCCAUCUGCUUCCACCGGGACGCGUUCCUGCGCAUCGACAUGUACGCGUUCGGUCUGGUGCUGUGGGAGCUGGUGUCGCGGUGUGCGGCCGCGCCCGGGCCCGUGUCCGAGUACCGGCUGCCCUUCGAGGAGGAGGUGGGCGCGCACCCCAGCCUGGACGACAUGCAAGAGCAGGUGGCCAACCGGCGCGUGCGGCCGCGCGUGCAGCCGCACUGGCGACUCCAUCAGGGCCUGGAGGUGUUCUGCGAGACGGCCGACGACUGCUGGGACAACGACGCCGAGGCGCGCGUCUCGGCCAGUUGCGUGCUGGAGCGGAUGAGCGCGCUGCGGCAGCACCAGGCGGCGGCCGCCGGCCGGCCGGCCAACCGCUCGCCGAGCGUGCCGACGGUGGCGGCGGCGGCCGCCGGCCAGCCGCCACACGCCGAGCCGCUGCUGGCGCCGGCCGGAUUCGGCCCUCUGUAGUGUCGCCACACCGUGUGUGCCACACCUCAUUGUACCUGCGCGCUGUACCUGCAUGUGUGGCCGACCGCGCCCAGCGGCCGCCCGGCGCCCGGCGUCCGGCCCCAGAGACGGUACAAACCCGCC